GUGUCGCUUAUGUCGAAUUAUUUUUAGCAGACUGGAUAGCACGAGAAAACUCGUAAACCCUAAGGAGAUUUCGGAAAGAGCUAAUCUGGUCCUGAACUCUCGCGAUUAUCGCGUGUUGUACCAAAAAAUCGAUGUUUCUUGUCGUCGUGGAGAGCAAAGAGUGAACAUAAAGAACAUUGCUGCGGAAGUCACCCAAGAAGCAUCGGGAUCAGGACGUUUGUCGCCCCCAAUAACGGUAUUACCGCCACCCAUUACUACAUCUCGUAAUUAUGCUGCGGUUCGGAACGGUUCACACCCAUCCCCAUCAUGCCCGUAUUAUCUCAGCAACCCGUGUUCUGAACAUUCCAAUUCGACCUCAUCAGCGACCAUUAUGGGCAAAAUCUCACACCAUCAUCAUUAACCGUCAUGGAUCCGCGAACACCCACCCUCUCAUGUAUGAUCCCCAAUCACAUCUCCGCAUCUGA
Messenger RNA from Periconia digitata, 464 nucleotides. The record is from the annotation of a GenBank genome assembly. Lineage: Eukaryota; Fungi; Ascomycota; Dothideomycetes; Pleosporales; Periconiaceae.